AUGAUUGGAGACAUUGUUGACUCUCAGCGUUCGCCCAUUUCGCAACCACAACAGCAACAACGAGCAUUCAGAGAGUCUUGUCAAAAUUGCGCAGACUCAAAGGUCCGAUGCAGUAAAAACAAGCCGACGUGCGCGCGUUGUGCUCGCCGAGGCACGCCUUGUGUCUACCAACAAUCCAGACGUGCUGGAAGAAAGCUCACAUCGGUCGGGCAGGCCAAACAAGCGCGCCGAGCUGCCACGAAUGCCCUAAGCGACUUAUCAAGCUCAUACACUUGGGAAAUCGACAUCGAAAAUAAUGACUUGCAGCUAUCUCCUCCCAGAUCCGACGCCACACCAAACACCACCUUUAGUCAAAUGGGCCCCAACGAUAGCCAAGCAACUUCGGAAAACUUUUCGCCCGUGGAUUCUUUUCCCGAUAGUUCCGGGUCGACAGAGUGGUGUUCCAACAAGAUGUUCGAAGCACUCUGCAUGCAACCGGUUCCGCUCAUGUGCGGAGAUGACGCCGACUUUGCCCUACGCAUGUCGCAGGACUUGACAACCUUGAACGAUGAAUUUCUUCAUUUGGACAGUUCAGGUAGAAGUUCAAUCCCUGUCGACCUAGCCCCUGAGUUUCUUGCAUUGCCGUUGGCAUGGCCAAGCACUGCAGGAGACGCCCACGCGACUGGCUACGAGCCUGACGAUAUAUCCCCAGCCAAGCCGAUAUGCAAGAAAAACUGUACUGCCGUCAUCUCUCGACUACUUCCAGAAUUAUUCUUUUCUUUUGGCAGCAGAUACGAACGCAACCAGCUGCAAGGCGAAUCAUUGGGCAAUAUCAUGGCAUGCAAUGAGAGUAUGUCGGAAGCGAUGAAUAGCAUUCUCGAGUGCGAGUGUAGCCAAGAUAUCUAUGUGCUAUUCGUUGUCGGACUGUGCACCUCGAAAGUCAUGUCUUCCUAUCUCGAGGCAAUGCGCCGUGAGUGUCUCAAGAAUACACAGCGAGCCGGCGACCUAUACACCACGAACGACUAUCAGCGAAGCGCACUAGAUGUAGAAGAUGAAGAUACCAAAGCCGAGAUGAUGGCAGCUCGCAUGGUCCUCAGUGGGCUCCAUCGCAUCCAGCACCUUUUGGCUCGUCUAUCUGAUCGUCUCAAACAGACAGAGCCCGAAGGGGAGCUUGCCAACGACUACGCUGGGCCAGGAGGGCUGACAGGAAAUGAGCUGCGGAAUCCAUUUCCUCGCUCGAUGCUUCAACAGCUUGAAUGUAGCUUGCGAGCCCAUCUCCGCUAUGUUUUUGCAGUAUGCCAUGCGCGGCUUGGGGCGCAUAACGCUGAUCCACUGUCUACAUGGACUACACAAUGCAGUGUUGAGUGCAGAAGGUGA
Molecule: messenger RNA, 1356 nt
Organism: Bipolaris victoriae FI3
Lineage: Eukaryota; Fungi; Ascomycota; Dothideomycetes; Pleosporales; Pleosporaceae
Exons: 1
Coding region: 1-1356 (451 amino acids)
Biological process (GO): regulation of DNA-templated transcription; aflatoxin biosynthetic process
Cellular component (GO): nucleus
Molecular function (GO): DNA-binding transcription factor activity, RNA polymerase II-specific; zinc ion binding; DNA binding
Source: RefSeq, a predicted model, not a curated record